Messenger RNA from Brassica napus (rape), 1450 nucleotides. RefSeq names its product ABC transporter G family member 31-like. The transcript is spliced from 3 exons. NCBI's taxonomy places the organism in Eukaryota, Viridiplantae, Streptophyta, Magnoliopsida, Brassicales, Brassicaceae. The record is from RefSeq and is a predicted model, not a curated record. Bases 508 to 855 code for a protein of 115 amino acids.
CUGAUGGAGAAAGGCGUCCAAAGGAUGGAGAGGCACCCUUCCGACGGGACUAAGAUCAGGUGUCUGCCGCCGAAGUCAGGUCACGGCGGGAAGUACACGUGGGAGGGGGCAGCUCGGAUGGAGGAUUACAAGAUGCAGCCGGAUCCGUCGGUGAUGGACGAAGGCGAUCUUAAUUACGAUGAGGAGAAUAUCGGGGGUGGUGGUGGUGAUGACAUGGCGGUGGAGGUUGGGAAAGGUGAGGUUGAGGUGGCGAAGGAGGCGCCGGGAGGUGUGGCUAGGGCGGAGGUUGAUCCUCGCUUGAUCAGUCUUCCUUGAGUUGCUAGGACAAGGGAGAAAGUGUUGGGGCGAAUUUGAGAAGGGAGUGAAACUUUGGGGGUUUGAUUUUUAAUUUGAGUUUGUGACAUUUUAACAUCAUACCCCAAACUAAACAGAAAAAUAUCUCUCAGAGAUCGCAGAAGAAGAAAACAAAAUCAUGAUCGACCUCGGAGAAGAAGAAGAGAAUAAUCAAUGGCGGAUGCUUCCAAUGGGAGUGAGUAUUUCGACCUCGACGUCGAGACGGGAAGAAAAUCGUUCGCGCGGCCGUUGAAUGCUGAGACAGUGGAGCAGGAUGAAGAAGAUCUGAGAUGGGCUGCGAUCGGACGGUUACUGUCGCAGAGACAAGGGAGCCAUUUAGCGACUCUGCGUCGGUCGCAAACUUCUGGUUACGCAGACGGGAACGUCGUGCAGACGAUUGACGUAAGGAAGCUUGAUCGUUCGGAUCGUGAGAUGGUUGUUCGUCAAGCUCUUGCCACUAGCGAUCAGGAUAAUUACAAGCUUCUCUCCGCUAUCAAGAAACGGCUCAAUAGCGUGUUUUAAGCAGUUUGAGAAUGAUGAAGACUAGAAAACACAAGCUAACCAUAUGAGUCAUAUAGCUGACUCACACAAGAAUGGAAGUUGGAACCAUGAAAAAUGAUGGGUUUGAGGACUGUUUUGCUUUCACUCUAAUAUUUUUGUCUUUCAUCAAACAUACUUUUAUAUGUUCUAGGUUUUCUACCUUAUCAUGUACAAAGUUGUUUUGACUUUAUUUGUUCCAGGUUCACUCAUUAAAAUGGAUUUAGUCCUCCUUCACAUCUUGGUUGUUAUACUGCUGGAUCUGCUCCAAGUGCUCCCGUCGCUGAGAAUCAAUCCUCUCCUCGAAGACAUUAUGGCUGAUGAAAUGCCAGCAUUCCCAAGAUAACUUUUUUAUCUCCAGGUGGCUUUAUAUAAAUGAUUGCAAACAAGUAAAUAAUUUAAUUUAUAAGCUGUAAUAGUUAAUUAGAAAUAGGUUUGUUACUUCAUUGUCACUGGAUAAAUUUGAUAGGCAAAAAGAAGUGUCCACCCCCACAGCCCCACUAACUAAAAUUUAAAUUCGUAUAAAUGAAAAAAACAACCAUGGAAAAUAUGUAUUCAUGGUAAAGUUAAUUAUUUUCUA